This is a messenger RNA of Cajanus cajan (pigeon pea), 1443 nucleotides long. RefSeq names its product isoflavone 7-O-methyltransferase. Lineage: Eukaryota; Viridiplantae; Streptophyta; Magnoliopsida; Fabales; Fabaceae. The record is from RefSeq and is a predicted model, not a curated record. Gene Ontology annotation, molecular function: O-methyltransferase activity; protein dimerization activity.
AAUCAGAUUCAGAAGCAUCACAAAACACAAAACAGAGUCAAAAUUCGUUUUCAGUUUCCAAUUAUGGCUUCAAUCAAUGGCCGUAGUGCAAACGAAAUGUUUCAAGGUCAAGCUCUCUUGUACAGACACUUGUAUGCCUUCAUAGACUCAAUGUGUCUUAAAUGGAUCGUUGAGCUUCGCAUACCAGACAUAAUCCACAAUCAUGCCAAACCCAUUACUCUUCCAGAGUUGGUGUCAAUUCUACAAAUUCCACCAACUAAAGUUGGUCAAGUGCAGAGCCUCAUGCGUUACCUUUCACACAAUGGAUUCUUUGAAAGAGUAAGAAUCCAUGAAAACUUUGAAGAAAAGGAGGCCUAUGCUCUCACUGCUGCUUCAGAGCUACUUGUCAAAAGCAGCGAACUUAGUUUGGCUCCAAUGGUUGAGUGUGUUCUUGACCCAACUCUCUCUGAUUCAUACCAUCACUUGAAGAAGUGGGUUCAUCAGGAAGAUGUCACACUCUUUAAAAUAUCAUUAGGGUCUCAUUUCUGGGAUUUUCUUACCAAAAAUCCUGCAUACAAUGAGUCAUUCAACGAUGCAAUGGCUAGUGAUUCUCAAAUCAGCAACUUGGCAUUGAGAGAUUGCAAGUUGGUCUUUGAGGGAUUGGAGUCCAUUGUGGAUGUUGGUGGUGGAACUGGAACCACAGCCACUAUCAUCUCUCAGGCAUUUCCUAACUUGAAAUGCAUUGUCUUUGACCGUCCUCAAGUUGUCCACAACUUGUCAGGGACCAACAAUUUGGCAUUUGUUGGUGGGGACAUGUUCAGCUCUAUUCCUAAGGCUGAUGCAGUCCUGCUUAAGUGGAUUCUACAUAAUUGGUCCGAUAAAGAUUGCGUAAAGAUAUUAAAGAAUUGUAAAGAAGCUAUUUCAACUAAUGGCAAAAAAGGAAAAGUGAUUAUCAUAGAUGUUGUGAUAAACGAAAAUCAAGAUCAGCACGAAGUUACUGAACUAAAGCUCCUUAUGGAUGUAAACAUGGCUUGUGUUAAUGGAAAAGAGAGAAGUGAAGAAGAAUGGAUGAAACUCUUCAAGGAAGCAGGGUUCCAAGGCUACAAAAUAUCUCCCUUGACCGGUUAUUUAUCUCUUAUUGAGAUCUAUCCCUAGAUUCAUUUAAUAAUUCAUCUUAUGAACUAAAUAAAAUUGUCUUGUGUUUUGACUGUAUAGUUUAGAAUCAGAUGCUAUAUGAAGUGAAUAAAAAGCCAGAUAUCAUCAGGAUAAACUAGCAGUGCAAGGUCAUUGGUAUAACAAAAUCUUACGUGCUUCAUGUGACAUUGGUUCUGAGAUAAAGACAUGUAUUAUUUAUUUCUUUUUCCAUUUCAAAACAUUCAUGUUUCAUUUGUUUUCUUCUAGUGGAGAUAAUGUCAUUUCUUUCUUUCCAUUAUACAAAAUAUUGAAGUGUAAACUUAUUUCAGG